Messenger RNA from Ochotona princeps (American pika), 2356 nucleotides. RefSeq names its product nitric oxide synthase trafficking (gene NOSTRIN). Gene Ontology annotation, molecular function: protein binding. Gene Ontology annotation, cellular component: plasma membrane; cytoplasm. The record is from RefSeq and is a predicted model, not a curated record. NCBI's taxonomy places the organism in Eukaryota, Metazoa, Chordata, Mammalia, Lagomorpha, Ochotonidae. Gene Ontology annotation, biological process: signal transduction. Bases 75 to 1592 code for a protein of 505 amino acids. The transcript has 16 exons.
CACACCCGACCUUGGUUGCUGCAUCCAGAAGGCUGUGUUGGAGAAAAAAGGACAGAGACAAAAACUACUGCAACAUGAGGGACCCGCUGGCAAACUGCUCGUAUAACAAAGUAUACAAGAACCUAAAGGAGUUUUCUCAAAAUGGAGAGAAUUUCUGCAAGCAGGUCACAUCCAUUCUUCAGCAAAGGGCAAACCUGGAGAUUAGCUAUGCCAAAGGUCUCCAGAAACUGGCAAGCAAGCUGAGCAAAGCAUUACAGAACACCAGGAAAAACUGUCUGAGCAGUGCCUGGGCCUGGGCCUCGGAGGGCAUGAAAUCCACAGCGGACCUGCACCAAAAACUUGGCAAAGCAAUCGAGUUGGAAGCAAUAAAACCGACUCAUCAAAUUCUGAGUGUGCAAGAGAAGAAGAGGAAAUCACUUGAUAAUGAUGCUGAAAAAACAGCUAACCUUGUCCUUAGCAACUGGAAUCAGCAAAUUAAGGCCAAGAAGAAAUUAAUGGUGAGUACCAAGAAGCACGAAGCCCUUUUCCAUCUUGUAGAAAGCUCCAAGCAAUCCGUGAGUGAAAAGGAGAAGCGCAAGCUCCUCCAAAAACUGAAAAAAUCAACUGAGAAGUUGCAAAAGGAAGACGAAAAUUACUACCAAAAGAACAUGGCAGGAUAUUCUACCAGACUGAAAUGGGAAAACACACUAGAAAACUGCUACCAGAGCAUCCUGGAGCUGGAGAAGGAAAGAAUCCAACUUUUAUGCAAUAACCUAAAUCAGUACAGCCAACAUAUUUCUAGUUUUGGCCAAACACUGACUGCAUGCCACACACAGAUUCACUGUGCCAUCAGCAAGGUUGAUAUUGAGAAAGACAUCCAGGCUCUAAUGGAAGAAACUGCAACAUCAACAGAACACAAAUCUGAGCUGCUACUGAUUGAUUACUUUGAAGAAGACCCUAACAAUGCAAUGGAUAAAGAGAGACGGAAGUCUUUAAUAAAAUCAAAAUUGUCAAGACUGGAAAGAGAUAUUGAAAAAGCAUCAAGAGACAAAGAAGGCCUGGAACGAAUGCUUAAUGCACACUCCACCAACUCUUCUUUCUCCGAUGCAAAGAGCAAGAAAGACACAGCAGUGUUAAUGGACGAGAACAAUUUGAAACUGGACCUUCUGCAAGCAAACUCCUAUAAACUGUCAUCAGUAUUGGCGGAACUUGAGCAAAGACCUAAACCCAGCCAUCCCUGUAGUAAUUGUAUCUUCAAGUGGAAAGAAAAGGACCAUGUGCAUAGUUACGUAAAACUAUCUCGACCUAUUUUGAUGAAGAGGUUAGAGAAUGCUGUGAGCCAGGAAUCUUCCAGAAAGCAAAACAAUCCAAAUUCCUCAUCUUCAGCCUCAGGUGUGGUCCAACCCGGCAAUGGUCUUUGCAAGGCUUUGUAUUCCUUCCAAGCCCGGCAGGAGGAUGAAUUGAGUCUAGAGAAAGGUGACAUUGUGAUUAUCCAUGAGAAGAAAGAUGAAGGCUGGUGGUUUGGAUCCUUAAAUGAAAAAAAGGGCCAUUUCCCUGCAGCUUACGUGGAGGAGCUACCUUCCAGUGCCAGGAACAUGGCAACACAGAAAUGAAACCAGAUUCGGAAGACACGACCUUCUGCGCUCUAUAAACCAUGAGAUGCAAAUAUGGAUAACAAGCUAUUAUCUUUACAAUUGUGCCUGUUUAAAUGAGUGAUGGAGCUCUGCCUGCCAAUGCCAUAAUAUUUUGCUCUUUGGCUAUUUGCAGUCGGGUAAAACAGGUGGGGAGAGGAAGGCAAGGAAAAGGGUCUGUGGUUUCCAGAGUCUUGAAUUUUGAGAGACCCUGUAGAUAAUCAGUACAAUGCCUGCUGUCACAGAGAAUAAGACCAAGGCCAUGGUUGGCUCAGCCAUUUACCUGAAGUCACAGUUACCUUGUGGUACAACAGUGACUGGGGCUUAGCUGUCCUUUCCCUCUGGAUUUUGGUGGCAGCAGCCUGUAUGUGACCAAGUAGGGCCUGAGGGAUGAAGAAGAACACACAGAAAAUCUGAGAAUGGAGACUGGUGAGCAAAGUGUCAGGGAGACAGCAAAGUGAGGAGAUGCUGGAAUGAAGGACCAGGAGCCACCUGUUUGCCCUCAGGGUGGCAAACAGAGAUCUGGAGCCUGGGCACAGGGCCUCUGAGCAGAAUGGGGCUUUCCCUUAAACCAGGGACCUCCUGAGGCUGUGGCUUUGGAUACACCCUAUUCCCUCCACAAGAACUGCUCUUAGAGGGAGGUGUUACGUGAGCCAGAGGUAUCUGAGUCCCUGAGGAUAACAGCAAAAUAGAUAGACAAAGGUUGGGAGGGAGGCGGUAUGAAUUUGAAAGUUUCAUGUAAUAAU